GAGAUGGAGGUCGGGUACUCGGGGACGGUGUACAAGGACCAGACAUCUCUGACUCGCAGUGUCAGCACUCUCACAGGCCUGGUGAUGGUAUGCACGCUUUGUUCCCUGCUCAUGAGGACCCGUCGGGCCUGGCUCUUCAGCGCCCCCGUCCUGCCACUCCUGGCUCGCCUAGCUGGACUUCCUCUCCGAUCUCUACCUCUCCUCAACGCCGUCUCUACCGGCGCCACCCUGCUGGUCAUGUGUUACGUGGCGCUGUCUGGGUUCCGUCCUCUGUGCCGCCUCUUCACCAAGGCCUACCAGGACCUGACGCAGGAGAUGGAACUCUACAGGUUGGUGGCCCUCGGAAUGGCACUCUGGACACACCUGGCUGUCCCGGCCAUCUUCCUGGUCUUCUGGGUGGUGCUUUACCUCCUCCACAUCUACAGCGCGUUGUCCUCCAAGCCCGGCAUCCUAGAACAGCAGGGGGCGAUCUUCAUCCUCCUCAACAGUGUGUCGGAGUGUUGUGGGACGCCAUAUUGUCUCCUGGGACUCACCUCCACCGUGUCCUACCUGGCUCUGGGGAUGCUGAACCUCUGCAAGUUCUACCUGAUGGGAUACGCCGCCUUCCAGAACGGGAACGCCAUGCACAGGGGGGUCACAGAAGGGGUGACGCUGAUGCUCCUGUCUCUGCAGACGGGUCUCCUGGAGAUGCAGGUCCUACAGAGAACCUUCCUGCUCAGCAUCAUCUUAUUCAUUGUGAUCACCUCCACCCUGCAGUCCAUGAUUGAGAUCGCUGACCCCAUCGUGCUGGCCCUCGCCGCCACCGGUAACAGGAGUGUGUGGAAACACGAGCGGGGGCUCAGCCUGUGCCUCUUCCUUCUGGUCUUCCCCACCUUCAUGGCCUACAAGAUCGCCUUCUUCUUCCACAUGGAUUUCUGGCUCCUCAUCCUGGUGUCCAGCUGUCUGCUCACCUCCCUGCAGGUCUUAGGCACCCUCUUCAUCUACGCCCUCUUCAUGAUGGAGCUGUUCCUGGACAGCCGAGUGGAGCGGAUGGAUGAGAUCAUCUACGGAGUGAACGCCAUCAGCCGGGUGCUGGAGUUCCUGGUGGCGCUGUGCGUGGUGGCCUACGGCACCUGGGAGUCCAUAUUCGGGGAGUGGAGCUGGAUGGGCGUGUCGGUCAUCAUCGUCCAUUCCUACUUCAAUGUCUGGCUGAGGGCGCAGUCCGGCUGGAAGAGCUUCCUGCUCCGCAGAGAGGCCGCCAAGAAGAUCAGCCACCUGCCUAGGGCCACCGAGGAGGAGCUGAGGGCCCACAAUGAUGUCUGCUCCAUCUGCUUCCAGGAGAUGUCUAUCGCUGUCAUCACCAUCUGCGGUCAUUACUUUCAUGCAGACUGUCUGAAGAAAUGGCUGUAUGUGCAGGACACCUGUCCCCUGUGUCACCAGCUGGUAAGAGCUAUAGCUAAAGACGACAAGGAAGAAGAAUUUGAGGAGCCUGAUUUCGAUGAGAGGGGAGCUGGAGGACGAGGUGGAAUCCACAUGGGAGAGGGUGGGAUCGGAUUACAAGGGGAGCACUUGGAAGAACCCCAAGCAGCAAACUAUGGAGUGGAGAGGGGAACAUUUGUUGGAGAGAAUGGCCAUGGGAUAGAAGAAACUACUGGAAGAAGCCAUCUGGAAAUACAACAAGAAAAAGAGAAUGUUCCCUACAGAAAGGUGGAAGGGGUCCUUUUAGAGGAGAGGAAGGAUAUUCUUUACUGGUGGUUAGAGGAGGAUCAUUACAGGGAAGAGCAAGAAGAGGAGGUCCUCUGUAUGGAAAAACAAGAAGAUGAGGUCCUUUGUGUGGAGAAACAAGAAGAUGAGGUCCUCUGUGUGGAGAAACAAGAUGAGGUCCUCUGUGUGGAGAAACAAGAAGAUGAGGUCCUCUAUAGAGGUCAAGACAAAGAGGAGGCCUCAUGGAGUCAAGGUGAUGUCCUCCAUAGGGAAGAGCAGAAAAAAGGGCAUACCUGUAGGAAAGAGCAAAUAAAAGAGAACUUUCUAAGUAGCGAGAAAGAAAAGACCAUCUUCAGGGAGCACCAGGAGGUGGUCCUCUCUAGAAAAGCAGUACAGGUUCUUCUCAGGAAGGAAGGCGUUGUUGACUACAGAGAGGAGCAUAAAGAUGAGGUUCCCUGUAGAGAGGAGACAAAGGUCCUUUGCAAAGAAGACCAGGAUGUAGUCCCUUUUAGGAAGACAGGUCAGGUUGUUUACAGUGGUUUGGAAGGGGUCCCCUGCAGGCAGAUGCAGAAGGAAAAAGUUCCUGGUGGAAAGGAGGUGGAACCCUGUAGGAAUGCAGUCCAGGUUCUUUACAGGAAGUUGGAAGAGGUCCCAUGCAGGGAGAUGCAGAAGGAGGAAGUUCCUGGUGGAAAGGAGAAUGCCUUCUACAGUGAAGAAGAGGAGGUAGAGCCCUGUAGAAAAGAAGUCAAGGUGCUUCUCAGGGAUAAAGGAGUUGUUCACUACAGGGAGGAGCAGAAAGACGAGUUUCCUUGUAGAGAGGAGACAAAGGUUCUUUGCAAGGAAGACCGGGAAGGAGUCCCCUUAAGGAAGGCAGCUCAGGUCCUUUACAGUGAUUUGGAAGAUGUCCCCUGCAGGGAGAUGCAGAAGGAGGAAGUUCCUGGUGGAAAGAAGAAGGUUUUCUACAGUGAAGAAGAGGAGGUAGAGCCCUGUAGAAAAGAAGUCCAGGUCCUUCUCAGGGAUAAAGGAGUUGUUCACUACAGGGAGGAGCAGAAAGACGAGUUUCCUUGUAGAGAGGAGACAAAGGUUCUUUGCAAGGAAGACCGGGAAGGAGUCCCCUUAAGGAAGGCAGCUCAGGUCCUUAACAGUGAUUUGGAAGAUGUCCCCUGCAGGGAGAUGCAGAAGGAGGAAGUUUCUGGUGGAAAGAAGGUCUUCUACAGUGAAGGAGAGGAGGUGGAACCCUAUAGGAAUGCAGUCUAGGUUUUUUGCAGAAAGUUGGAGGAGGUCUCCUACAGGGAGGAAUUUUCAUGUAGAAAAGAUCAAGUCCUCUACAGGGAGAAGGGGAUGGUACCCUGUAGGAAGCCAGCACAAUUUCUUUACAGAGAGGUGGAUGAAGGAACAGGGGGAGACCCCUAUAAGGAGGAUCAGGAGGUGGUCCCUUUUAUGGAGGCAGUACAGGAUCUUUACAGGGAGGCAGGGGAUAUGGCAGAGUUGAACCCUUAUAGAAAAAGAGCAGAUUCUUUACGCGGAGGUGGAGGAAGUAGGGGAAAACAAGGCGCAAGUAGUAGUGCGAGAGAACGCCUACAGGGAGCAGAAAGAGGGAGGAGUCCUCUAUGGCGAAGGAACUUAAUUCUGGGUGGACAAAGCUACAGGUGAUUUUGUAAACUGAUGCCAAAAAGAAACUGGAGGAUCUACAAUGAAAAAACCAGACUGGUGGCCUAAGGAAAUGACCAGUACCCCUACCGGAUUCAGAAGUAAAAACCCCCGGUUUAGGAGCAAUGCUCUCAUAAUUGUGGAGGACCGCCCAGCUGAAGGACAAUAUGGCUUCUCGCUAAUAUCCUACACUGGCAGUUGAGGCUUCAAAAGACCUAAAAUAAGAGACUUACUAAUAAACCAGACAAAAGACUCCAGUGAUGAUAAAUAUCAGGGAUGUAUAGUUAUUUUGUUUUAUAGAAAUCCAGUAUUGACCCAAUGAUGUUUAACAGGAAAAUUAGCCAUGCUCCCAGCUGGACUGGGGCCUCCAAUCACCGGAGCACUGUGCCGUGGCCACCCUAGAGCCAAUUCAUUUAAAAAAUAAGAAAACUUUAAUGGAAUAGAGUUCCUAAUAACAUUCAUGAAAACAAAGAUCAGACAUUGCUUCUGAAAACAAAUGACUGGUAUAAAAUAUGACUGGCUUGUAUAAAAUUUAAGAUUUCAGAACUUUAAAACCGAACUCCUGGCAGAUAUUAAAAAUAAUCGAAAGCAAA
Messenger RNA from Rana temporaria (common frog), 3926 nucleotides. Its product is annotated as RING finger protein 145-like. Gene Ontology annotation, cellular component: endoplasmic reticulum; endomembrane system. NCBI's taxonomy places the organism in Eukaryota, Metazoa, Chordata, Amphibia, Anura, Ranidae. Gene Ontology annotation, molecular function: zinc ion binding; ubiquitin protein ligase activity. The record is from RefSeq and is a predicted model, not a curated record.